AUGUCUUCAUCGAGACAAAAGCGGAAGGUCGCGGUUGAAGAUAAUGGUAUCAAGGACGGGGAGGCUCGAGAAGAGGAUUUUUACAUAUCAGAGGACGGAAUAGGAGACGUGAGUACAACAAGCUUUGCUCUGACUGAUCCAUCCGAUAUGGAGGAGGGUCAGGAGAAAGAAGAAGAAGAGGAGGAGGAGGUUGUACUCAAUCCUAGUGAUAUUCUGGAGCACAGGAUGCUAGACCAGGACAGGGUUCUCUUAGGGUUCAAGGUCGGGGCAGAGUUCUUCUUCAAGGGUUCAAUGCAGAUCAAAGUUCUCAAGGGAGUAGUGAGUGUUCAAGGAUAUGAGCUGGAGCCAAGAGAUGAAUAUACUUCUAUAUAUUCACCUAGAGGAUAUUCCCUCCUAAGCAUCAGUGGAACCAAGGAAGGAAACUCUGAUGCUGAGUUAGAGGAUCGACUAGCAAGUGAAAGGAUAAUCAAUGCAUCAACUUUAAACUCGAGUAUUUUGUUUAUCGCAAAAAAACUCACUGAGCCGUGGAUGGAAUAUUUAAAAAAGAAUUUAAAGAAAGCGGAGAAAAUAAAUUUGUUUGGAAGAGAUCUCAGCAGUCAGGAUGUUGAUGAGCUGCAGGAUGUGGAGAAGUGUCUAGAUAUCACCCUCUUCAGACCAGACAGGGUCUCUACCAAGCUCUGGAAGCAAGGGGAGGAGUGGGGCGUGUCUCACACCAGUAUGCAGCUGGUGAGGAGGGAGGGGGAGCAGCCCCGUCUUCUCGUGGCAGGGGGGAAGGGGGUGGGGAAAUCAUCAUUUCUCAGAUGGUUGACGAAUAGGCUGGUCAAGGAGGGGAAGGUUCUUUACCUGGACCUAGAUCCUGGUCAGAGGGAGUUCGGUCUUCCAGGAUAUUUAUCCUUAUCAUUGAUCAGUCAUCCUUUACUAGGUCCUAGUUUCUGUCAGCCUGAGACGGAAUGGACAAAAAGCAUUUAUUUCGGAGAUAUAAAUGUUUCAAAUAAUCCAGGUCGUUACAUACACUGUGUAAAGAAACUGUUGAAGUUUGCUGAAGAGUAUGGAUCUCUACCUCUACUGGCUAAUACAAUGGGUUGGGCACAGGGGCUGGGCUGUCUUCUUACUACAGAUGUCAUUCGUCUUAUUCGACCUAGCACAGUGGUUCAAUUAUAUUCAAGGUUUUCCAAGAAAAAUUUCUCCUGCUCCCUGAGCUCUGAUUACGUGAGUGAAACAAAUUCAUCAUGGAGUAAAAUUCCGAAACCUCUCAGAUACUCACUGCUAGAGUUCAGUGCUGUCCCUGAGAGUAGAUCUGCUAAGGAUAUGCGGAGCAGGGAUUCCUGGGGUAUACCUGAACCCGGAGUUCUCCGGGAUAUUCAAACCUUGUCCUGGUUCGGUAGAAGAGGAGGGAUUACUAGUAUUCCAGUUCAUUCAAUUCAUUUCUCCCAGGUUUGUCUAAAUGUUGCGCACGCGCGUGUUCCUAAUAACGGGCUGCUCGCUGCUUUGCUCUUGAAACCUGUAGAUCUCUGUAGGGUGGACGAGGAGAAAAUUAUGAGGCCCAAACACAGUGAUGAUUAUUCUGUACUAAACAAUUCACCUGUAGUCGAAAGCCUCGGUGUUGGUGUUGUCAGGGGUGUUGAUGAGGAGAAGAGAUUAAUUUUUGUUUCUACAGAUAUAGGAGAGGCUCACCUUCAAACAGUUAAUUGCAUAGUUGGUGGAUGUUUAACCCUUCCCGGAGCUUUAUUCUCUCAGCAGAAGGUUCCGUCUCCAUAUAUCUGCGAGGAACCAGGGAACCCGCUUUCUCUACCUUGGCAGAGGAACCAUAGAUACGGACAGUUCAGCCAAUAAUUAUUAAUAUUUUUUAUACAUUUUCUAAG
Molecule: messenger RNA, 1862 nt
Organism: Eurytemora carolleeae
Lineage: Eukaryota; Metazoa; Arthropoda; Copepoda; Calanoida; Temoridae
Product: polynucleotide 5'-hydroxyl-kinase NOL9
Exons: 16
Coding region: 1-1833 (610 amino acids)
Biological process (GO): cleavage in ITS2 between 5.8S rRNA and LSU-rRNA of tricistronic rRNA transcript (SSU-rRNA, 5.8S rRNA, LSU-rRNA)
Cellular component (GO): nucleus
Molecular function (GO): polynucleotide 5'-hydroxyl-kinase activity
Source: RefSeq, a predicted model, not a curated record